AUGGACUCUUCUACGACGUCGUUUUGGACUGACCAAAAACACGUUAACUACCUCAACACAAUGGAAGCUUCUUUCGUCCGUGCAAUGUUCCAACACAAAUCCUCUUCUUCAAAUCACAACCCUCCGAUUCUCAGACUCGAUCGCCACCUUCCAGAUUCCUCUGAAUCAACCCUUGAUUUGAAGCCUCACAACCGAGGCCGCACCAGAAAAUACCAUGCACCCUCCUCAGAUUUGAUUGGUCCAGCAACGAGAAGGGUGCGGAGGAGAACAUCUCAGCCGUUCAAUUCAUCACAAGAUCAGGUGGUCCCACACGUAGAAAACGAAAGCAAAGGUGGUUAUAAUGGUGACAGCGACAAAGGAGCAGAUAGUUAA
Molecule: messenger RNA, 372 nt
Organism: Vicia faba (fava bean)
Lineage: Eukaryota; Viridiplantae; Streptophyta; Magnoliopsida; Fabales; Fabaceae
Source: the annotation of a GenBank genome assembly